AUGAGUAGAGGAGUGAAUGGAAACGAUGCUCUGGAGACUCUAAACGCUGCCGCGAGUGUGUUCGCAUCUGCUGAGAAUCAGAAUCGGGUUCCUCAAGUUUCGGUUCAGAAAAGAAGAUGGAGAAGCUACUGGAGCCUUUUUUGGUGUUUUGGAUCUCACAAAAACAAGCAACAAAUUGCACAUGCUGUUCUUUUUCCGGAAAACCCAACCAUAGGAGCAGAUGCUCCAACAGCUGAAAAUCCAUCCCAACCACUUUCGAUAUUAAUUCCUUUUGUUGCACCACCUUCCUCUCCUGCAUCUUUCCUUCUGUCAGAACCUCCUUCAGCAACCCAGUCACCAACUGGCCUCUUAUCGCUCACCUCAAUAUCUGCAAAUAUGUAUUCUCCUGGGGACCGUCCCUCAAUUUUUGCCAUCGGUCCUUAUGCUCAUGAGACCCAAUUAGUAUCUCCGCCUGUAUUCUCAUCUUUCACCACUGAACCGUCAACUGCACCCUAUACUCCUCCCCCAGAAUCAGUUCACUUAACUACACCUUCCUCUCCUGAGGUUCCAUUCGCACGGCUACUUGAACCCAGCUUCCAAAGUGGUGAAGUCGGUCAGAGAUACCCUCUAUCUCAAUAUGAAUUUCAGUCUUAUCAGCUUCAUCCUGGAAGUCCAGUUAGCCAUUUGAUCUCACCUAGCUCAGGAAUAUCCGGUUCAGGCACUUCGUCACCUUUUCCUGACCUUGAGUGUGCUCCUGGACACCCCCUUUUUGUCGAGUUCAAAACUGGAAACCAUACCAAGUUCUUAAACUUUGAAAAGAUUGUGCUUCGUAAAUGGGAUUCAUUCCAUGGAUCUGGUGCAUUGAUUCCAGAUGUUGCCAGGCCAAACUCCCGUGAUAGUUUCCUUCUAAGUCGUCAAGAUGUUACUCCACUUCCAGAUGAACGUAAUGAAUUGCAAAAUGAUGAGAUCGUGGUUAAUCAUAGAGUUUCUUUUGAGAUAACUGCAGAGGAAGUUGUAAGAUGCGUGGAAAAGAAACCAGCAGCCUUCCCAGAAUUUGUGCGAGAGUCUGUUGAAAACAUUGAACGUACUGGAGAGAAAAACCUGAAAAACCCAGGAGACAGGACAAAUGUACAUGAGAACCCUGCUGGAGUAACUUCUAACAUCAUAUCUGAUAAAGAUCCUACACAGGUUGAGGAUGAAAGGAAGCACCAAAAGAAAUGCACUAUCACCCUUGGAUCUUCCAAAGAAUUCAACUUUGACAAUAUAGAUGGAGAAAAUUCUGACAUGCCCAAUAAUGUUGGUUCCAACUGGUGGGCCAAUGAGAAGGUUCUUGGGGAGGAGGGUGGACCAACUAAGAUCUGGUCCUUUCCAAUGAUGCAGACGAGUGCCAGCUAG
This is a messenger RNA of Fraxinus pennsylvanica, 1374 nucleotides long. The record is from the annotation of a GenBank genome assembly. NCBI's taxonomy places the organism in Eukaryota, Viridiplantae, Streptophyta, Magnoliopsida, Lamiales, Oleaceae.